AUGAGAGCAAUUGCGCCUGUCCUUCAGCGAGGGCCAGUUCCGCUGGUAUAUGACCUUCAUGAGCCUGCCAAGCCCGUGACCGACAAACAGACAGCUCCUAUCCUCUUCCUCCAUGGCCUUUUUGGAUCCAAGAAAAACAACAGGACCAUAAUCCUAGCCCGCGACUUGGGCCGGUACGUCUUUGCAUUGGACCUUCGAAACCAUGGUGGAUCCCCCCAUGCCCCUCGCCACGACUACACGGCCAUGGCCGAGGACCUUGCUGCCUUCAUCCAGGAGCACGGGCUCAAAAAGCCGACCCUGAUCGGCCAUUCCAUGGGCGCCAAAACAGCAAUGGCGUUAGCACUCCGGUCCCCAGAUACGGUCAACGACCUAGUCGCCGUGGACAACGCGCCCAUCGAUGCAACCCUGGGUAGCGACUUUGGCCGGUACAUCCAGGGCAUGAGAAAGAUCGACGAUGCCGAAGUGACUCGGCAGGCAGAGGCAGAUGAGAUCCUCCGGCCCUAUGAAGAGUCAGUAGCCAUCCGCCAGUUCCUGCUCGGGAACCUGCACCGCCCGGAAGGCAGCAAGAGCCAGAAGUUUAGGGUGCCGCUGAACAUUCUGGCUAAAACCCUGGACAACCUGGGCGACUUUCCAUACAAGGACCCCAGCCAGGUACGGUUCGAGAAGCGGGCCCUCUUCAUCCGCGGCACCCACAGCAAGUACGUUCCCGACGAGGUGCUACCGGUGAUAGGCCAGUUCUUCCCUCGCUUUGAGCUGGCCGACAUCGAGGCCGGACACUGGCUCAUCUCGGAGAAACCGGAGGCUUUCAGGGAAGCUGUCGUUCGAUUCUUGAGUCCGAGAGAUGACUGA
Messenger RNA from Phialemonium atrogriseum, 849 nucleotides. RefSeq lists its product as uncharacterized. Gene Ontology annotation, cellular component: mitochondrion. Gene Ontology annotation, molecular function: carboxylic ester hydrolase activity. The coding region runs from base 1 to 849 and encodes 282 amino acids. The transcript is spliced from 7 exons. NCBI's taxonomy places the organism in Eukaryota, Fungi, Ascomycota, Sordariomycetes, Cephalothecales, Cephalothecaceae. The record is from RefSeq and is a predicted model, not a curated record.